Messenger RNA from Elephantulus edwardii (Cape elephant shrew), 303 nucleotides. RefSeq names its product NADH dehydrogenase (ubiquinone) 1 beta subcomplex, 3, 12kDa (gene NDUFB3). The transcript has 2 exons. The record is from RefSeq and is a predicted model, not a curated record. Gene Ontology annotation, biological process: electron transport chain; mitochondrial respiratory chain complex I assembly. Gene Ontology annotation, cellular component: mitochondrion. NCBI's taxonomy places the organism in Eukaryota, Metazoa, Chordata, Mammalia, Macroscelidea, Macroscelididae. The coding region runs from base 1 to 303 and encodes 100 amino acids.
AUGGUCCCUGGACACGGACAUGGACAUGAACAUGGUCACCAUAAAAUGGAACUUCCAGAUUACAGGCAAUGGAAAAUAGAAGGAACACCGUUAGAAACUGUCCAGAAGAAGCUGGCUGCACGGGGGCUAAGGGAUCCUUGGGGCCGUAAUGAAGCUUGGAGAUACAUGGGUGGAUUUGCAAACAAUGUUUCCUUUCUGGGGGCAAUAUUGAAAGGAUUCAAGUGGGGACUUGCAGCAUUUGUGGUAGCUGCAGGAGCGGAAUAUUUACUGGAAUCCCAGGAUAAAAAUAAGAAGCAUCACUGA